Molecule: messenger RNA, 2488 nt
Organism: Pelecanus crispus (Dalmatian pelican)
Lineage: Eukaryota; Metazoa; Chordata; Aves; Pelecaniformes; Pelecanidae
Source: RefSeq, a predicted model, not a curated record
GGCAGCACAACUAUUUAUGUGCUGGAAGAAAUGACUGCAUAGUCGAUAAAAUUCGUAGGAAGAACUGUCCAGCAUGUCGCUUGCGGAAGUGCUGUCAAGCUGGUAUGGUCCUGGGAGGUCGAAAAUUUAAAAAGUUUAACAAAAUUAAGGUUGUGAGAACAUUAGAUGUCGCACUCCAGCAGCCAGCAACCCUUCAAGAUGAAAGCCAAUCUCUAACCCAAAGGCUGUCCUUUUCUCCAAAUCAAGAAAUACAAUUUGUUCCCCCAAUGAUAAGUGUUCUACGAGGCAUUGAGCCAGAAGUUGUCUAUGCUGGUUAUGACAAUACAAAACCCGAAACACCAAGUUCCUUGCUGACCAGUCUAAAUCAUCUUUGUGAGAGGCAACUUCUUUGUGUAGUCAAGUGGUCUAAAUUGCUACCAGGAUUUCGGAAUUUACAUAUUGAUGAUCAGAUAACCCUCAUCCAGUAUUCCUGGAUGAGUCUAAUGGUUUUUGCAAUGGGAUGGAGAUCAUACAAACAUGUCAGUGGUCAGAUGUUAUAUUUUGCACCAGAUCUGAUUCUAAAUGAACAGAGGAUGAAAGAAUCAUCGUUCUAUUCCCUGUGUCUAUCCAUGUGGCAGCUUCCACAGGAAUUUGUCAGACUUCAAGUUAGCCAAGAGGAGUUCCUAUGUAUGAAAGCACUGUUACUUCUCAACACAAUUCCUUUGGAAGGUCUAAGAAGUCAAAGCCAAUUUGAUGAGAUGAGAACGAGUUACAUUAGAGAACUGGUGAAGGCAAUUGGUUUGCGCCAGAAAGGCGUUGUGGCCAACUCACAACGUUUCUAUCAACUUACCAAACUGAUGGAUUCCAUGCAUGAUCUAGUGAAACAGCUCCAUCUCUUCUGUCUGAACACAUUUCUCCAGUCCCGUGCACUGAGUGUUGAAUUCCCCGAGAUGAUGUCAGAGGUCAUUGCUGCCCAGCUACCCAAGAUUCUGGCAGGGAUGGUGAAACCUCUUCUCUUUCACAAAAAGUGAAAUGUCUUUUCUCUUGUCAUAGAGAUGAUUUCUGGGUCAUUUUUUGUUUGUUUAUUUUGGUCAAGAUUUUGCAAUGUCAGGACUUCAGUAUAUUUGUCAUACUUACCCUGCCUACUGCUUUAUACUUGUAACAUACACAAGCCAUUUAAGCUUGGUGUACAUAUCGUGAGUGCCUGAUUCCUUAACUGCAAAAAUCACAACAGUCAUAAGAAAUGUUUUGUAAACUUGGCUAGGUUGCUUUUUAGACAUGCAUAAGAAUGACAAUGAAUAGAGUUUUCAGAUUUCUAAGAACAGUUAUCUUAUACAUUUUUCUUACAUAUUACACGCUCUCAAAUUUCUGAUAUGACAUGGUGUAAACUUUUUACUUUAGUACAUUGUGUGCAUGGGUACAUGUGGGCAUGUGCAUAAUACCAGAUUUUUGAGGAAUUAAAAUAAAUAUUGCCCACAUUUUCUCACAGAUAUUUCACUUUUUAUUCACUAAUCUGCCUCACAGAAAUAUGCUUUCAAAGUCAGCUGUCCAGGAUUAAGUAGGCGUCACUGCAAUACCUUCAUGAGUAACUAAAGUGCUAGCCACAAAAUAUACAUUCAUAUUCGUGUCUGUGCUCAAUACUGCAUUGAAACUCCGAGUUCUGCAUACUGAACUGUACCGCACCAUUCAGUGCAGCUCUCCUUCAAAAAUUGGAAAGCUUAGGAAAAUUUCAGUGGGUAUUACACCAGAAGUAAUAUGUAUGCAAACCCACUCAGCUUUGGUUUUUGUUAUUUUCCUUAAAAGUUCAGCACUUACAAAGCUAAAUCACUUAGCUAUAAUCUUAAAUUCAUCAACUUUAAAAUUCUGUAUUUCAGAAGCUUAAAGUAGAGAUGUUUUCACUGACUACAACUCUUAAUAAUCUUAAUGUUUUGAAUUCCAAUGCUGAAUACUCAAACAGCCAUUAACAUCAAAUUAUGGUGAGAUUAAAUGCGAAAAGAAAUGGAAAAUAUGACUACAAACAUUUUGAUACACAUAAGACUCAUUUCAGUACUAUUUAGUGGAGCUACAUAUUUUAUAUUUUAAAGGCAUGCCAUUAUAAUUGGGGUAACUGUAAAAGAGGAAUUGGACUAAAUUAGCUUUAUACAUUCAAGAAGAAUGUAAUGUUUUACCAUGGAAAUGAAAUGUUCGACUGAAAAAUUAUAAUGUGGUGGUGGUUGUUCCUUUGAUAUGGAUGUGAAGCAACUCAUGCAUUUAAGGCAGUAAAUUGCUGAUAUAUUCAAACAACAGAGAAACAGAUAAAGCCCAAGAAGAAUUUAUGAGACUAUUAAAAUACGACAAAUUUUGCCAGUCACUAAAAAUGAUACUCCAAUUCUCUAACAGUGUAGGAAAUGGUGCGUCCUACUUGGGUAUAUGGUGGCCAUACGCUUUUGCUCUUCCCUGUUAUAUGUUGGAUGCAUCUGUCGUGUGAUGGCAUACUGUUGAUGGUGUGUAGCUUGGUCUGUAUCCUUGU